AUGGAUGAACAAUUUCCAACAAAUAAAAUCAAGCGCAAAAGAGGGCGGAAAAGACUUUCAGAGUUGAGUGAAAGUGUACAAAAAGAAAAAGAUAUUAUAAGGAAAGAGAAAAAUAAAGAGAAGAUGAAAAGAUAUAGGACUAGAGUAAAAGCCCACAAGGAAACACUUGAGCAACAAAAUGAGGCCCUACAGCUAACAGUUAACCAGCUCACAAAGCGGGUAGAGGAUCUUUCAGCAGAGAAUGAACAAUUAAAAUUUAAAGUUGCUACUCUUGAAAAUAAUCGCAUGUCUUCCACUAUUAAUGGAACCUUUAAUAAAUAUGAUAAAUCUGCCUUUGAAAUAGUAGACAGUGUCAAAGACACUUCCGUCAUUAGGCAUAUUAAUAUUUAACACGAGGGCAAAUCAAAAUAAAGAUACCCAGCAGUGAGAGAAAUUAUUCAAAAGAGAAUAUAAGUUCUGGAAAGAUACCCUUCCAAAUCUCAUCAGGAGAAACCCUGAAAAGGUAAAGUACACCUUGAUGGAACAAAACAGGGAUAUCGCAGACGUAAAUGGAGAUGCUAGAAUUACUUUCUUGAAGACUCAGUUCAAAAACAUAAUCCAGAACGCUUUGGCUUUUAAUGCAUUAGCAACACUUAGAACUUUUGAUACUUUUAAAUAUUCAGAGUGGCUUAAGUUACGGGAAGAACUUGCAAAGCCAAAGCCAGAUUUCUCAGGAAUCAAAGUUCCUGCAAGUUUCAAAGGAGGUAGUCUCUCAUCUCAAGGAUUGCAGCUGUUCAGAGACCAUGGUGAGGCCAUCAUCAAUACACUCAGAGAGGUCAGAACUCUUGUUCAAUCACUUGUUAAAAUAAGGAACAAAAUGUUUAUGAAAUAUGGAGAACUUAUAAAGAUCUAUGAAAAUUCAGACUACAAAUACGAUAAGAACGAUCAUAUUUCCAUCCGCCAAAAGUGGGAGGAGUACAAGAAAAAGGGCAUUGACUUAUUUACAAUCUUCAAAAUUGGCAAAAGAGACCCGAACAAGGAUUAUAGCUCAGAUGUAGAAUUGACAGAAUGGGAAGAAGAUGAAGAACUGCUUGAAUUCAAAAGCUAGAUUAGCAUAUUCCUCAUAAAAUUCUACUACAAAC
This is a messenger RNA of Moneuplotes crassus, 1121 nucleotides long. The record is from the annotation of a GenBank genome assembly. NCBI's taxonomy places the organism in Eukaryota, Ciliophora, Spirotrichea, Euplotida, Euplotidae.